Messenger RNA from Pantherophis guttatus, 4585 nucleotides. It is a transcript of the gene NUCB2, whose product is annotated as nucleobindin 2. NCBI's taxonomy places the organism in Eukaryota, Metazoa, Chordata, Lepidosauria, Squamata, Colubridae. Gene Ontology annotation, molecular function: calcium ion binding. The record is from RefSeq and is a predicted model, not a curated record. Gene Ontology annotation, cellular component: endoplasmic reticulum-Golgi intermediate compartment; extracellular exosome.
UCGGCAAAGAGAAGGAGGGAGGGGAAGGAAGGGAAGGAGGGAGAAAGGAAGAGGGGAGUGCACGAAGCAAACCCCAACGCCGGGAUAUCUUGCUGUUCCGGCUCGAGGGUUCCCGUCGAGAGAAAGCAACCUGCUCAGGAUCACCUGGUCUCCACCUCUAGAGCUAUGGAGCGGAGGAAGCAGAUAAGAUGGAGAACUACUUUAUUACAACAAUGUCUUUUGCUGCUGACCUAUGUUGUAAUUAUAUUGGAAGCAGUGCCGAUAGAUGUGGACAAGACAAAAGUACAGGAGGAAGAAAAAGACAGUGCAAAAGUAGAUAAUCCGGACACUGGAUUGUAUUAUGAUGCCUAUCUCAGGCAAGUGAUAGAAGUUUUGGAGACAGACACACAUUUCAGAGAAAAACUCCAAACAGCAAACAUAGAGGAAAUAAAGAGUGGAAAGUUAAGCAAAGAGCUAGACUUAGUUGGCCAUAAGGUGAGAACAAAACUGGAUGAACUGAAAAGGCAGGAAGUUGCAAGAUUAAGGAUGUUAAUCAAAGCCAAGAUUGAUGCAUUUCAAGAUUCUGGCAUAGACCAUCAAGCUCUUCUCAAACAGUUUGAGCAUCUGAACCAUCAUAACCCUCACACUUUUGAAGUUAAAGAUUUAGACAUGCUAAUCAAAGCUGCUACACAUGACUUAGAAAACUAUGACAAAACCCAUCAUGAGGAGUUUAAGAAGUAUGAGAUGAUGAAAGAACAUGAAAGGAGAGAAUAUUUAAAAACACUGGAUGAAGAAAAGAGGCACCAAGAAGAAGCUAAAUAUGAGGAAAUGAAAAAAAAGCACGGUGAUCACCCCAAAGUUAAUCAUCCUGGAAGUAAAGACCAAUUGAAAGAGGUAUGGGAGGAAGCAGAUGGCUUAGACCCCAAUGAUUUUGAUCCAAAGACUUUCUUCAAAUUGCACGAUGUCAAUGCUGAUGGUUUUCUGGAUGAACAGGAAUUAGAAGCUCUAUUUACCAGGGAGCUAGAGAAAGUCUAUGACCCCAAAAAUGAAGAGGAUGAUAUGGUUGAAAUGGAAGAAGAGAGGCUACGAAUGAGAGAGCAUGUCAUGAAUGAGGUUGACAUCAACAAAGACCGGUUAGUCACCAUGGAAGAGUUCAUGAGAGCUACGCAGAAAAGAGAGUUUUUGGAGCCAGAAGGCUGGGAGACUCUGGAUCAGCAGCAGGUCUUUACUGAAGAAGAUCUGAAGGAAUUUGAAAGUCACAUUUACCAGCAAGAAGAUGAAUUGCAGAAGCAGGCAUUAGAACUUCAGAAAAAGAGGGAAGAGCUACAGCGGCAACAAGACUUCCUUCAGACUCAGAAACAAGAACUUGAAAUGGCUGUUAAACAAAUGGAACAGAAGAAGUUACAGCAAGGACAUCCGCCAUCAAGUCCAGAUGGAGAACUGAAAUUUCAACCAGCUGUGUCACAAUUAGAUGGAAAUGUGCAAAAUCAUCCAGUGGGAGGCAAUCAGCCUUUGGCGGCAGGAAAUAUACCAGUGCAAGAAGCAGCUGCUAGAUCAGAUCACGUCCAGUCUCAUCCUUAACCAUUUGUGCCUCGGUUUAUACAUAUUUUGGGGGUGGGUGGGUGGGUGAAAUAAUCAGAGACUAAAAAGAAAUGUGAAAAGAAGGAUAAUUUUAUGUUUCAUUUCACAUGUGGGAUUCAUACAGGAUUAAAAUCCAAAUUCAGUGUGUAGAUCUUCAAAGGCACAAAUGAUAUAAUACAGGAUCUUAAAGUUGUUGAUAUUCUUUUUUUGUCGUUACACAUAGGUAGACAACAGGAUAUCCAACUUUUCCCCUGCAGAAUUUUUUUUGGUCUCAGGUAUAAUUUGGCUUCCUAUCAUUUGUGCUUUUGAAAAUCUUUUUCCUGUUUCACCGUUAAAUCAUUUACAGAGAUACUGUCAAGCAGAAAGUUAAGAUGAGUAAACCCUUUAAAUUUCUUGAUGUUCUCCAUUGCUAAUGGGUUUGAAGUUGGAGAAGUUUAGAACUGGUCUAAACAAAAGAUAACACUUCCACCUCCAUUUUAGUUCAUGAUGGUAUGUUUCCAAAAGUGCCAACAACUUAGAGCUGUAAUUUUAUGGCUAUGGAUGAAUGAGUUGUAACAAUUCCUUUGGUUUUCAAGAUCCAUUGAAAAGAAACAUCUGUGAUCCAAUUUCAAAAAAUUCUACUUUUUAAAAGAAGUGUAAUUGCAGCACGGAGCCAUGGGAAACAGUGAAUGUAUCUUCUGUUUUAUAAAAGCUUAUGAAUAUCAAUGUGACAAAUCUUCACACUGAAAUACUGUGCAUUAAAGUGCAUUGAUUUAGCCAUCUUUACUGUUGCUAACUAAAUGCAAUUCAUCGCUGCAUUUUGGCUGCAAAGAGGAUACUUUUCUUCGCCUCCUUUUUGUAACAUGCCAGUUGCAUUUAUCUCUCUAUGAAGUAUGAAAGGAAAGCUCUUUAGAUGGCAGAAAUAUUUUUAAAAUUAACAAAGACCUUGCAUUGUCUUUUCCUUCUUCAUCAAAGAGUCAUUUCAGAACCAUCAGUGUAUUUCAAACAAUGUUUGUCAGAAACUACAUUUUGAAUGUUAUUGAAAUACUUAAAUUACAUUACUAGACAGGACUACAAGGGCAAAAGGCGUGCAUAUAAACAUUCUCCAUCAUAUUAACACAAAUAGAAAUGUCCAGAACCUUACAGGCCAAAUCCAAUGUAUUAUUUCAACCAGUAAAUGCAUCCUCUCCUCCUUUAUGUUAACUUUGAUUUUGAUGCAAUUACUGUUGAUGUAAAUAGAAAUGUUUGCUGGUCUAAAUUCUCCUCAAUUCGUAAUAAGACUUAAAAUCCAAAUUAUUUUCUGAGGGUAACAUUUCUUUGUGACUGAAAAAGAAAAGGGAUGAUUAAAAAAUAAGAACACAAAGCCAUCUUGUUACUGAAAAAUUAUAAUUUUAUUUCCAGGAAAUGGGACAUAAUGUAUAAUUAUUUAUAUAGGCGGUGUUUUUUUUAAACCCAGAGUUUUUGUAUAUAACAAAAUGAAGAACACACUCUUUUAACAGAAAAAUUAAAGGAUUACUGAUUAACAAAGUUUGCAUAAUACUGAUUAUGACCUCCAAAAGGAUUAAACUUUCUUUUUUAUAAAACAAUUUUAACAAUUUAAAAAAAUCUGUUCUUUCCUGAGCGACCUUUUCAUGCUUUACGUAUUACAUAGAACUAGGAGGUUUCCCAUUUUGGAUCUUAUUAAGGACCAUGGGAUUCCAAGUAGAUAAUUUGAAGACCCUGUGCAAGUUUUCUUUCUCUCUUGGAUUAAUUGGAGUAUGUGACCUCUUCCCUGUUCAGUAUUUUCCUUUAAUCUCACUUACCCAAGGCUGUAAUUGAACCAGUGGCGAAAUGUGCCAAAAGCAGAAUGUAAAGUCCUAAAGGCUCUAUAAAGUAGUAAGUUCUCACAACUUUCCUCUUAUAGUUAGAAACAUAAUAUCGGAAUUUUUUAAUGCAGUCAGCCUGUUGUUAGGUUUGCGAAUGGAGUUUGUUCCUCUUUUAAGCUAACUAGAUACUUCCCUGUUUGCUCUGUGUAGUUCUAGGACAUAUUGCAUGGUGUAGGGCAGCCAAAUGGAAGGAACCAUUUAUUUAUUUCUUAUACCAUAGACGCAACCAAUCAACAGAAACUUCCACAAAAAGUUUUCCGUUUUCUAGAGUCAACAUCUUGAACACAUAUUGUGAACCUUUCUUGUGGGUUACAAAUAUGACUGGUAAAAGCUAUCUUCUCUUUUUUUUUGUCAAGCACAUUUUUAUACCUCUAUUAAUAUACUGCCCUUUAAUUUUAUAUGGUAUUCAUCCCUUUGUUUUAGGUUAUAAAUACAAUCAAAGAAUUGGAUAGUGUGCAAUCCAAUCCCAGUUAUUGUCUUUUUCAGUUUGCUUUCUAAAAUGUUCAGUUUAUCAAUGUCUUAUUGUAAAUGUCCUACUCCCUACCAAGUAAAAUUUGCAAAGAGAGAUGGAGUAUGAUCACCCGCGGAGGCCAGUGAAACUAUUCACAGCACCAGGGACGAUGACAAUUGGAAUCAGAUUGCAUACUUUUUCACCCAAUUAUUGUUAAUUGGAAUUUGAUAGCAAUGGAUUUUAGAAUUGAGAAGGGGAGGGGGAACACCAUAAAUUUGAACUAUCUACAGGUAGAAGAGGAAGAUCUGGCGGUUGCCAAAUUAUCUGCUCUUCCAGUCUCCUCAUCCCAAGAUCACUCAUCCAAUCCCCUGAACAAGAGGAACUGUGAAAUUCAGUAUCCCAUUUGCCUUCCAUUGAGAGGGAGCCACUGGCAUUUCAUUUCCAAAUGGAUUGUAAAAUAAGUUAUAUUCCUUUCUUCUCAAAGCAAGUUGUAUUCAGAUGGUACAUUUCUGGUGGUGGCCAAUUUAUCAUAGAAGUGGUUGGCUUACUAUCAGGUUUCCUGCACAACUUCAUCUUGAACCUAACCUUAUUAGGACAAAAAUACCUUGGAUGUAAAGAAUGGCAAAGUUGUACAUAUCCAUAUGCUCUCAAGUGCAAUAUUUGUAAGAAGAAUGUUGUUCCACUUGUGCUUUGUAUAAUUUUUAAUCAGAUUAAAUUGGAUUCAAACUCA